GAAAUCAACUAAUUGUAAUAAUUUCUCCACGAUCUUACAAAUAUUACAGCAGGCCUUGUUGCAGUAUACAGAAAGGGAGUCACAUAAUUAUCUGAUAAUUUGUGUUGAUGAAAGAUGGAAGCCACACCUCCAGCAGAAGGCAAGAAGGGAGGUAAAUCAAGGCAGAGCAGUGGUAUAUCUCCAGCUGAUUAUAAAGUGUACUCGCGGAGAGAGAGAAAACCAAAAGUCUGGAAGGAUUUUGAGACAGAAGAAACUUCUGAAAGUCAGGGAUCUAAAAAAGGACUUGCAAAUAAGUCUGCAGGUGAGGUUAAAGUUAAGGAGGGUGAAAACAAAAUAAUUGAAAAUGAAUCAGGUGAAGAUCUUACCAAAGAACAAAAAACUCCUGUUAAACAUGAUAAAGAGAGACUCACUGAUACAUCUGCCAAAAAGGGUAAAAGAAGGUCACGGAAAGUAAAUAACAAUACCUUAGAUGUAACAAAUAUAAAAAUAGAAAAAGAAACAGAUAGCCAAAGUGCUGUCAAGGCUAAAAAAGCUCAAACUCAUCCUGCAGUUGACGGUAGAAGUAAAAGACGAAAAAUUGCUCAAGUAUCACAUUCUAUUAAAGACAGUGUAAACGAUUUGGAUGAAAGACUUAUUGCCUCUAAAGAAGAAAUAGAGGCACUUCGAAAUGCUGUGGAAAGCAAACGAACUUCAAAGUAUAUAGAAAAAUGUGAUAGAGUAAUAGAAAAGGGUGUUACUGGGAAGACAGUUGCAGGUGGAAAUUCACUGAAUGAGAUUUCUGUAAAGACUGAACAAGAUGUUACUGAUACUCAAAAUGGAAAUGAUUCAAAAAACAAUGCAUCUUUAGGUGAAACUAACAAAACUCCUGCUAAAAAGAAAACUCCAGGUAGAAGAAAAGGAAAGUUGAAAAAAUCCAUAAUUGAAGAAAAUACUAGCAUACAUGAACCUAAUGAUCAGGAUGUAAAUAACUCAGUUGAACAGGAACAUCCUGUUGAGAAUGUAAAACUUGAUCCAAAUGAUGAAAGUUUUGAUUUACUCAAUACACCUGUUAGUGCACCAGUUCGAAGAAAGGGAAGAAGAAAGGCACUUGAAGAACCCGAAACUUCUCAGGCAAACACUCCUGAAAGUGCUAUAAAUCCUAACUUGAGUAUUAAAAGAAGAAGAAGAAAAAAGAAAUCAAUAGGUGAAGAGGCUGAUGACACUAAUGUGGAUUUAAAUGUUUCUCAAGGAUCUAGAAGGAAAGGUCGUAAAAGGAAAGAGGUAAAUUAUGCUGCAUUAGAUGAUGGCGAUCUCAAUGGAGAAGACGUAAAAGUAGACAAUGUGGAAAGGAGACUCAUGAUAAAGAAAGAAAGAAACAGUGAGCAGAUGGAAGAAGACUUCAAAGAUAAUGAUGGUGAUAGUCAAGAAAUUUACACAGCAUCUUCAAGGAAAACUCCAUCAAAAAAAGGAAAGAGUUACAAAUGCAGCCACUGUGAUUGUGAAGUAAAUGGUAUACCAGAUAUACAGAAACAUUAUGCUAUACAUCAUCAACUUUGGUGGACAGAGGAAAAUCCAGAAGGCAGCUUUGACAGAUCUGAUUGGGCAAAAGUUUUUAAAUUGAAGAAAUAUCUUAACUGUACCAAGUGUGAUAAACAGAUCAACUUUGUGACAUAUUAUCCAAACCAUUACGAAUGGUGUGGCAGAGAGCAUCUUACAUAUACAUGUGAGCACUGUAAAAGAGAUAAUCUGGUGUUACGCUGGCAACAGUUACACUUGAAGACCUGUCCAGCACUGGUAGCUCAGUUUUACAAAGAGAAAAAGAAGAAAGAAAAUGAACUAAAAGUGGAAGAAGAAGGAGAAAACUUGGAGACUCCAGGCAGAGGAAGACGGAGAAAAGCAGCAAAAAAGGCAAUGUCAAUGGUACAGAAUAUUUCAAAAGAAAUGGAUCCAUCUGCCUAUAGUGACUUCUCUGAUGAUGAUCCAGAUGUUGUUAUAGCUGAGGAUGAUGAUGAAGAAGAUGAUGAUGAUGAAGAUGAUGAUGAUAUAAAUGAAGAAGAGGAGUUUGAAACACCAGAGGAAGAUGAUGAAGAGGACAUUGAUGAUGAAAGCGGGUCAUCAUCCUGGCAAAGGGCUAUUAGCUUCAAUCCUUAUCCAUUAAUGGAGGAGUUUGUCAGAGGUAAAUGGUCACAGGAAUUGUUUUUGGAUUGGUUACCUAGGAAACAGGACUGGAAACAACUGUCACAGCAAGAAAGUGAACCAUACCUCCCGAGAAGGGAUACCAGUAUUAGAUUUUGUUUUCAUAAGAACGAGAGUCCAGCUACAUUAGAAAUGUUACAGUCUACAACAGCAGAUGGCAACCCUUUAUUUUACACUGGUUUGACUGUGUGGAAGAUGGCCUGGUGUCCAGUGACUUUCCACUGCUCAGAUGACCAGUUUUUGGCUGUCACUGGGAAAACUGACCGUUCUCAGGCUUUUCUGACAAAUGAACAGCGGGCAGGUCAUGGACUUAUACAAAUCUGGAAUACAGGAAUAACCUCAAACAAGCUGGAAACAAAAGCUGUACCAAAGUUAUGUUACAAUAUGGUGCAUGACUAUGGACUUGUGACUCAAAUGGUGUGGUGUCCAUCAGGGUGUUACAAAACUAAUGAUAAUCAGGCAGACACUGUUUCACAUACAAGACUAGGUUUGCUUGCAGUGGCAUUUACAGAUGGUACUUGUAGGAUAUUUAGUGUUCCACUUUUACCAGUAACAACAGAUGGUGCAGCACCAACAUACAGAGCCAAGCCUGUCAUAACACUGAUACCGAACAGUAGAUACCAGCAAGAUAACUCCACAUGCUCCUCUGUAGACUGGAUCAAAUCUCAAGGUCAUUCAAAGGUCAUUACAGGAUACUCUACAGGUGCUGUGAGACUGUUCAAUCUGUUAUCAAAAUCUCCAUUCCAACGUCUAACAACAGAAAAUGAAGUGACGCUUCUACCAUACAUGAAUAUCCAGCCACAUGGAAAUCUUGUCCGAGCAGCUCAGUUCUGUUCUACACUGGAUACUGUUAUUUUGACCUCAUCGGAUGAUUUUGAAACAACUUUCUGGGAUUUAAACAACCUUGGUUCUCCACUGCAUUGUGAUGGUGGAUCAUACAUGACCACCAGUAUGAGCUCCUCCCUCUGGCAGCAUGGGAUGUUUAUUGCCUCUGAUGAAAAUUAUACUGUUUUAUCAAACAAGGGAAGAUAUAUUGAAAGUGGUCAUCUACAGUAUGUUGGACAACCAUUGUAUAGAAAAAAUGAGAGAGGAGCAUACUAUUUAUCAUCUCAGCCUGCAUGUAUAUGGGACAUACAGUGCUCUGAUUGGGUCGGCUUUGUUGUAACAUGUGAUAACAGAGGUUGUAUAUUUGGUUUACCUUUGAGGGACUUUCUGAAGAUGUCACCAGACUGUAAAUCAUACAAAUAUAGACAGAUAUUGCUUAGAACAAAAUUAAGAGAAGAUACAGGUGCAGAGAAAAAGGAAACAGAUGAAAGUUUAUGUAAUUUAAACCAGUCAGAACAGUGCAAAAAGUGUAAUUGUGUCCAAUCAGCUAACAGCUUACAUAAUGAUAAUUUUAAGGAAGACCAAUCAGAAACAAGUUUGCAAUGUUCAUGUAAAACAAGUGACCAAACAUCAUUUGUGACAGAUCUGUCAAGUGAAAACCAAACUAAUGAUAGACCUGAGAUAAAAGUAUCUGGGGUUGAGGAUACAUCACCUGAUACGAAGAAAGGAGGCGGUAAACAGAGGCAGAGUUACCAGACAUUAGUCAAUAAUUCAGUUCUACACUUCAAAGAACAUGUUAAGGUUCCCAAAUUUUGCCCUCAUGACAAAGAUUCGGAUAGAUAUGACAGGCCUUCAGUUGCUGCAAUAAAAUCAUUAAGUUUCAACCCCAACCAUCUACAGUGCUGCUGGCUAGCAUAUGGAGGUAACACUGGGCUUGUGAGACUGGUAAAUGUGCAGAAAAUACUGGCAAGAGUCACACAGAAUCAUCUUAAAGACAAGAAACAAUACUGAGGACCAAUUACAUGCAUAUUUGAUAGUGAUAGUAUUUAAAUAAUAAAAUAUGUGAGAUCAGCAAGCAGUGAAGUUUGAAACGGCCAUAAUUAUUUUUCGUAAUUUAUUCUGUGAUGUAAAAAAUCCGGGUACUAGUCAUGUUUAAGUAUGGGGUACACCUACACUUAGGUGUUACAUUUCAUGUAACUGCUGUUGUAAAUGCUGCCUGUGAAGCAUGUGAUUAUUCAGGUCUUACUGUCUCUGUUGAGAUUAGUGGACCUCUAUGUUGAGGUCAAAUGGUGUUGUUCAGGUCAGUUAAUGUGGGGAACCAAAACUUACAUUUCUUUUGUAUGUUUUAAAUGGUUUUUAUCAAACUUAAUCGAUUUGAAACGCACAACCAGUGAAAAUAUGAUUUUGGAAUUACAAAAUAUUUUAUAUUAAAAAAUUUAAUAAAUAUUCAAUUAUCUGGUAUAUUUGUUUCCAAAGAAGAGAGGUUAUUGCUGAUCCAUCUGCCGUACUAUCUGUUAGUAGACCAUUUGGUUUCUGAUCAAUAAAUAGUGAACGUUUGGUCCCACCUUGGUCAAACUCCAAAGGAUGAUUGCCUGUGCUUAUUUUAUCUUGGAGGGAGGGUGUUUGGAGGCAGGUAGGUCAGUUGUGAAGGUCACAGUAAAUGGGACCAGGAACGGUUUCUGCUCAAUAACUAAAAGACGCUUUAGCCUAGUUAUCAAACUGCAUAAGAUGGUUGCCUGUGGUCAAAGUCACAUUUUGUUAAGAAAGAAAAUGUUUUCUUUUCAAUAGCUAAAGAAGGGUUUGGCCUGCAAUUGUCAAAGUUCUUAGGAUGAUUGUUUAUGGUCAGUAGAUGUCCCCUAAUGUUUAAGUAGUCAGUAGGUGAAAGGUCAAAGCUGAAAACAGUUUACGCUCAUUACCUAAAGAACGUUUUGCCAUACAGUUAUCAAACUGCAUACGAUGAUGUCAGUAGAUGACCUCUAAUGUUUUUGGGGUUAGUAGGUCAAAGGGCAAGAUUAUAGUGAUCUAGGGACUGAGAAUGGGACAGACUUUCAUAGAGGGCAUACGUGCUUUACAAACAGCUCUUGCUCUUGUUAUUGAAAAUGAAACUACAUGUAUGUGUGAGAUGCACAGGAAAUGAAAUUUAAAUCACACAUUCAUGGUUGUAAAUUUUAUCAUUAUUGUAAAAAAUGCGAUGUUUAACUGCAUAGUGAACUCUUUGCAUGUCAGACAGACCAGUGAAUUGUUGAAUCUUAAGAUAUCAAUUUAGUAAGAUUUUUUAAACUACAAUGUAAACUUUGAAUGGGAAUACUCGUAUAAAAUUAAAUACCAGGUAUCUGUU
This is a messenger RNA of Mercenaria mercenaria, 5338 nucleotides long. RefSeq lists its product as uncharacterized. The transcript has 20 exons. Gene Ontology annotation, biological process: transcription by RNA polymerase III. The coding region runs from base 115 to 4011 and encodes 1298 amino acids. The record is from RefSeq and is a predicted model, not a curated record. Gene Ontology annotation, molecular function: protein binding. Lineage: Eukaryota; Metazoa; Mollusca; Bivalvia; Venerida; Veneridae. Gene Ontology annotation, cellular component: transcription factor TFIIIC complex.